CCACCAUUUCCCGUUCCUUCAUAUCUGCCCCCCUCGAAAAAUCGAAAACCAAAUUGGAACCUCACAUUUUCCCGCGCUCUGGAGGAACCCUAAUUUCGCUCGGAAUAAUUUCAAUGGAAGCGUUCAUCAGAGAUUAUAACAGACCCAGCCGCAUCACCAAGCAGGAAGAGGACUCCAUCCUCGUCUCCGCCUUCAAGCACGUCAUUUCCGGCGGCGCAGACGGUCUCACCCCCGAACAAUUAACCCUCCUCUUCUCCACCUCUUCUUCUUCCUCCGCCGCCGCCGCUCCGUCUUCUUCCUCCUCGUCUGGCGCCACCUCCUCCUCCUCCCUCCCGUCGUGCAGCGGCGGGAUCGCGAAGAAGAAGGCGAGGAAGAACAGGUACAGAGGGGUGCGGCAGCGUCCCUGGGGGAAGUGGGCGGCGGAGAUUCGGGACCCGGAGAAGGCCGCCAGGGUCUGGCUCGGGACGUUCGAGACGGCGGAGGAAGCAGCCAGGGCGUACGACAGGAAGGCCAUCGAGUUCCGCGGGGAACGCGCCAAGACCAAUUUCCCGGCGGCCGAGUACGCCGGCAAUCGGAGGUCGGUGGCGGCUGGGGCUGAAUUGGUAGCCGGCGGCGCUACUCAGGAGACGCAUCCUGUUCAAGAAGCGGUGGCAACGACGGCGGCGGCGACCACGAACCGGGACGAGGGAGUUGACGACCUGUUGUUCGGAAAUUUUGAGGAGGACGAGCUUCGGAGGUUGAUGAUGAUGGAUUGAAUUUUUGGUUCUUUCUUUCACAGAACAGAACUAUGAUCCAUGAGUCCUUUUUUGUCGUUUUGUUUUCACCCCCGCUUUAGAAGCGCGGUAGGGAUGCAGCCUAAGGUUUUUUUUUUUUGGGAGUCUGCUGCUGCAAUACUAGCAUUUCAAGUUAUAUUUAGUGACAACAAUUUAUUUUUACCGGAGAAAAAUAAGUUCGAUAAUUGAGAGAUAUUACACUGGGAUUGUACUCAGUUUGUGGAGAGUGUAGUAGAUGGAUCUGUUUUUCAUUUCUCAGUCUUGUCUUGGUUUGGUUUGUAUGUCAGAGAAAUUCGAAUUAGGGCGAAGCAACGGUAUUUUAUAGUUAACAAGAAAAAUAGACAUAAUGAAUGAUUGUAAAAAGA
This is a messenger RNA of Linum trigynum, 1138 nucleotides long. Lineage: Eukaryota; Viridiplantae; Streptophyta; Magnoliopsida; Malpighiales; Linaceae. The record is from the annotation of a GenBank genome assembly.